UGAGCUACAACAAAAAUAGAUCAGUUUAAGUACAAAUGGCCGCCAAUGCCACGCCCCCGCAUCGUUCCUCGCUCUCCGCCCACUUCUUUCUUCCGCUUCCCUGCUCCAUUCUUUUUGCUUCUUGAAAUACUUUUGCGGUUUCUUUUACUUCCGUUCGCUCUUUCGCUCCUUUCUUUCACACGCGCCAGCGUCCAUUGUUAAACUUUAAUGCCAAAUGGUGGUACGAACCUGCUGAUCCAAGGGGGCGGCAGACCCCUGAGGGGGGCGUGGCUGUACAAAUUUCACGAAAAUUGUCCUCGCCACGGCGCACGGGGAAAACUUUAUUUUAGUUUUAUCCUCUUACUACUUUGCUCAGAUGGAAAGCGUUAUUUUAUUGAAUUUUUCUCUCUCUUUUUUUCUCUGCAGGUUGCAAGUGCAAAAAAAAUGAAAACCAUAAAAAAGAACACGGCGAACAGGGAAAAUUCUGUUGCCACAAAAGUUUUUCGUUUCAUUUGCCAUUUUUUGCACAUUUGCCUGCUCGAUUUUCGUCCUCAUCCCUUUGGCAGGCUGCUCAUUUACUUUGUUGUCCUUGCUGGUCCUCUGGUUUCCAUAGUGUUUUUUUAGUUUUUAAGUCUGGUUGUUGGUUUUACGUAGAUUUGGUUUUGCAGUUUUUGUUGCAUUAGCUGGUCGUUGAGGCGUAAAGUUCAAUGGCGGGUUAAAUGGACUUAAUACCGGAACUUUUUAGAACUUUCCCCCACCCCCGAAGGACCAAACUUCUAGCGUUGAUCGUCCUGGGCAACAAAGUGAAAGUUUUUUUGUUGAACAGCUUAAAAAGAGAUUGGCUUUCCUGCUUCCACCCCUCCACUUCCCCGCUUCUUUUUCUUGCUGGCCAAAGGAUUUAGCAGUUUGUCCAAGUUUGUGUGUGUGGCCAAGUUCGAUGGAAAUGUGGAAAAGGAAUUUUCGACAGUAACAAUAAGUGAUGGCCGAAUGUGUUGGCUGAAGUUACUUCGCCUUCGAGGACAAAGUUUUUAGGUGACAAAGGAAAAAGUUGGAAAUUAUUUGAAAUGCUUUUCAAAUGGCGAAUGGGCGAAAUUGAAAUGGAAUAUGCACAUUUAAGUCGUAGUUAUCUGAAACUAUUUCCCAAAUGCAAUUUAAGAGUAUGUGGCUUCAAAUCUAGAAAGUUUUAACUCUUUUUUCGCCAUUUCUGUUUCUAAACUUUUCUGCAAAAGUCCGUGAAAAGAUUUAAACCUUCGAAUUUCGGCGCGCGUGUCAAAAAUUUCGUUUCCAUCACUUGGAAAACCCUUCAGACGAAACUUGGCCAACCUAAGAGACGCUGAGGGCACUAAGGAAAAUUUGAAGCCAGUUAUGUAAAGGAGGCCAGCAAACAAAACCGUCAAAAAAGAAUAAGGGUGCCAAAGAGUAGGGGAAAAAAGGAGUCUCGUGUCAGCUUUUUAUGCCUUUGGCCAAAGGACAUGCUGGCAAUUUUGUUACCCAAGAAGGGAGAAAAGGACGAUUUUCCAUGGGGGUAGAGGGCAAUCGUGGCGACAAGUUGUUAAGUAAGCAGCGACAACUCAAAUAAAAGGCCAGCGGAAUGAGAUUCCAGAUAGUUUCGCUGCUCUCAAGUCCGGGAGGUGUAAAAAGGCCAUCAAAAAGCGUUGGCUCUUCGGGAGAUUUCUCUUAAAGUUUCUCGUUGUUGCCCCGUUCUAAGGUAAACAAAAACUAAAAGUGAGAAAAGCAAGCGCCUCAGAGAUUGAAUAGAUUGAGCUGAGAUUGAGUCUCCGGCACAGCUCAGUAUACAAUAUUAAAAUUCGCUUAUGCCCAGGACGUCAGACAGACGUCUUAUCUUCUGGCCGAGUCUUACCUGCAGUUGUUUUAGGCGGCUUUUGUUUGGUUUCCGCUUCACACUUCCCAAGUGGCGGAUCGCAGGGCCGGGGAUUCCGCAGUCCGGACUCCCAGAUGCGGUUUAUGUGACAUGCGGGCCAGGGAAACUCAAGAAACUAAAGAAGCGGCAGCGGCAGCAGGCAGUAAACAAACGAAUGCUGGCAGGUGAGUGGCAGCAGAGGUGGAGUUUCAGGGGGCUAAGGGGGGGCUUCUCAGAGACCAUCAGGGGGUUUCCGGGGACUCCAGGGGACAGGGUGUGGCUGGCUGGUACCAGAAGUCAUACAAACGCAAGACUAAACGAGGCGACAGACAAUACAAGACUUCGAACUUGUCAUACAAAACGCUGGCGCGACAAUCAAUGGAAUUUAUGGUCGCAGCAGGUUCAGUGCCAGUGCCAAACCCAAGCCGAAUCUCAAUCCCAAGCCCACAGACAGAAUCCAACCCAGGCCCAAGUAAAAACCAUUCCCAAAGCUGCCCGGGGACUGACUGACAUGUGCACUUGCAGAAAUGUCCUUAGUUUGUCCUACUAUUUUCAGUGCAAGUACCUAUAGGAUUGAACUCAAUAUUACUAUAUUCUAAAAAUUUGGAGAAACUUUUCUAAUUUCCAUUUAUAUGUCAUAAAAGUAAAAAUCGCUUACUCUCUUUUUCGGACAGAAAAAUUCUUUUGUUUGUCGAAAAUAUUUCUUGAAGUGCUAACUUGUUUUAGUGUACUUAAGCAUUUUUAACGCCAUUUGAUGCCUUUUCACACAUUCGGCAAAGCGAAGAACAAACACCACCAGAACCCCAGACCUUAACCGAACCGAAAAAAAUAAAACUCAAGGAACACUUAGUCAGCCCAUCAUCGUCCUUCGUCCUGCCCCUCCCCCACCACCAUCAGUGCUCAUCCUUUUUACUGCCGUUUGGGAUUCAGGAGUAGGAUUCAGUACUGUAUUAUGCGGCUUGUGUUUACACUAACAGACCCGGAGUCCUGAAAAUGUAUAGAUGGGGGAGGAGCCCAGCUACUGUAUUGAAUUUCACGCAUCAUUUGGCCAAGGUUCAUUCGGUUCUUGCUUUUGGUUUUAGGUUUUCGGACCCCAAGGCGUGGGUGCCACUUUCUGACUCUGCGGUUGGCUUAAAAUUAAAACAAAUAUCGGAAAACAGGCAAGUGGUGUUGCGAAGGUGUUGGAGUCGGCAUUUAAUUUCAGACAGGUGGAAGAAUUUCGAGUUGGCCGAGGAAAUGUAAUAUGCUCUGCAUGCCCAUUUGGCCAAGGAGCUGUUUUCUGUUGUGGUUGCCCAAAGUGAAGUGCAAGUGGGGGAAAUAUGCCAGGAAUGUGUUGGCUAAAGGGUUCGGAAAUUCGGGGAAAUUGAGGGUUGCCAGCGAGUGUGUUGAAAGCGGCAUUCCAAUGUGUAGGAUAUCAAUAGGUAGCCGCAAGAUAACGAAACUGAAACAGGAUAGAGGGGAGACCUGAAAAUAAUUUGGGAUGUUUGUAGGAACUAACAAAAGGGAAGUCAGAGACUACAUGUACAACAUGUAAAAUGAGCCUUGUAAAAUAGAAAAAUUUUUAUAGUAAGCUCUGUUAAUGAAUGCUUUUAAAUGUUUGUCUCUACUAAUGAUUCCAGUGCUUCGCUUAAUUGAAACCGCUUUUAUAAUUAAAACUUUAGUUGGCUGUAUAACCGGAGAACACAAUUCCAAUGCCAGGAACAACCGUGAAACCGCAAAACAUAUAUUACGUAAUUCCGGACAAAGCGUAAAACAGAAAAUACAAUAUAUAAACCUGAAUAAAUUUAUUUUCACCGCCAUUGGUCGGCCCCAAUGCUGAUUAAUGUGGAUUGCUCGACAAAUGUGUGCACAUUAGCAUUAAAAUAUAUGUACAUCUAUGGAUGCUCCACUCGUUUUGUGCCCAACUUUUAUUAGACCAAUUAAAUUGCGGUUGGCACUGAAGAGUUGAAAAGCUACGAAUAUAUAGAAAACUUCGAUGUCUCCCCUUUGUCUGCGUUGCCAUUUAAUGUGCAGCAAUUUUCACCCAACAAAGGCAGUCAAUUAGGGGGUUCCCCACCCCCGAUAGAAGACAAUACUAUUGUUGUUCUAGCCGGCGAACUAAGACAUCAUCAUAUGAUAGAUUUUUAGUAGAGAGAGAGAGGGGCUACUAAUUAGCCAUCAUCAGCAGCGGCGGCUACACAAUUUCCACCAUCAAACAACAAACACUAAACUGCACUGGCCAGUUAACCGCAGCUGCAUUUUGAGCAUUUCCCCAACGUGCAUGGAAUUAUUUCACUAACAUAUUUAGGUAAUUUAGUUGCGGGAGCGAAGCUGUGUGUUAAU
Molecule: messenger RNA, 4162 nt
Organism: Drosophila mauritiana
Lineage: Eukaryota; Metazoa; Arthropoda; Insecta; Diptera; Drosophilidae
Exons: 2
Coding region: 1794-2411 (205 amino acids)
Source: RefSeq, a predicted model, not a curated record